CACGCGCACAGCGCCUGUUGUGUAACACGGACAAUAACACCGGUUGACACUAUUGACAGUCCGCUGACGGCCUACCGUUGACAGGAGUUUCGCCGCGGUCCCGCGGCCGUAGACGCUCCCCGUAUCGCAUCUCCGCGGCGACGUCGCGCAACGCGUCCCCAAUGUGCGCCGCGAUGGCGAGGCAGACGCUGGAUCCGUCCCCGCGCACGAGGCAGCCGCGGCUCGAGAGUCCGCUGGUGAUUCCCGCCAAUUCGACACCAGGAUCGUAUCGUAACAUGGACGUGAGCACCCUGCAGAAUUGGCUGAACAGACUGCCGGAUGACUGGAGCUCGCCGCAGAGCCCGGACGAGCUUGUCAUCCAGAAGAGAGGUCGGCGCAGGUCUAUAGUAUGGUCCCCCGAUCUCGACACCUACAAGCGACGCAGCCUGCUUAGUUUGAGCUCCAAGGACCGCACGCCAGUUAAGAGUCCAUCGGCGUCGAACGCGGCGUUGAGGAAUACCGCUAGAAAGAGGCUGUCCCUCGUCGAUACUCGCCAAUCCAGCUUCGCCUCGCCGGAGAGCAGAAAGACGCCGUUGUCCUCUCGAGUGUCGUUGAACGCCGCAAACGCGCCAAGGGAGCAAUCCAACGACAAUUUGGCGAAUGGUCUGCGCAGCCUCAGUCACGAGCAACUUGUGCAAUUGAUUAUGGAGCUGGUGUGCGCGCAGGACAACGGUACGCUGCGCGAGAACGAGAAGCUGCGUAGUGUCCUCUUCAAAAAGAUGCCAGUUGCGGAUGUUCAGCCAUUGAUAGAAAAAUUAGUUGCCCUGCGACAAAAUGUUUAUACCAGUCUCGUGUUGGUCCCCAACUUGACCGACGAUUCCACUUGUAAUCGAGCUCACACGCAUCUGGAUACGUUUCAGAAAACUCUGAUUGAUCAAGGAAGACUACUGCAGGAAUCUCAGCACUGGGCUUCACUGUUGCACUACGUAUUGGAAGCAUGGAGAAUCACCAGAGAAUUACUGGAGUGGGACAGCCAUGGUUUUCAUAAAGUUACGCGACAAUGCUUCAAGAGUCUAUCGCAGUUUUGCACUGAAGCCAUAAGAAGAGGGAAUUUUGAAACGUCAGACCUGGAAAUUUACAUUGAAAGUCUGAAAUCUAUAGCAGCAGAAUGCGAAGAUUUGCAAAUCUGUCUACAGACAACGAAGGAAGGAAAGCGGGAAACUUAGGUCUUCUUUCUACCACGUGUAUGAUAAUUUUAUUUAAAUGUUUUCUGCGUAAGCACACGAUGAGCAGUUUGACAUGUAUCCAUAAACAGGAUGAUAUAGAAAAUAGAAUUCACCAGUGACAGAAAUAACCAGUGAUAGAGAUAACCAGUGACCGAACAAUGAAACUGUUACAGAUAAUUUUUCAAAAAUUAAAAAUAGAGGGUUUAUUUUUAUUUUUAAGUAACUCUAAAUAUCUUGAAUCGUCCUGUAUAUGCGUAUACAUCGACGCAAACAUAUGUGUUUUAUAUUUAUAUAUUUAUCCAGUCAACGACUGCGCUUACGUGUACAGACACGUGGAGAUAAUAUAUAUGAAAUAUUACUAAUAUAUAUUCACUUUUUGACGGUGGCUGAUACAAUUCGAAUUACACUUGAUACUCUACUCUCUUUGAAUUAUUAUUAUUAUUUUGGGCUAUCGAUAAUUUGUAUUAACCCACGUGAGGAAAAUUUUUUUUAACUUAUUGAUUGUUGUAGUUAAGUACAGAAAUAAGUAUAUAUUAAAUUUUCUAAUGGAAACGUGUUUAUUGGGAGUAUACGAUAACAAAAGGAAACGAGUAAGAUUGCUACUGAAGAAUCAGUUGAUGCUCAAUAGAAAGAUUAAUCUUUAAGAAGUUAGUUUCAUUAAUUGAUUAGAUUUGUUAAAAUGUAAAUAAGAAUUACUUACUUGAAAUUUCAUCCAGUUUUCACCUUGUCCAGUUGUAACGUUUGCAUAAAUGGCAUCAUAAUUUCGUUGUAGAAUUGUUCGUGUGUGCAUUUUUGCAAAUAUCUUUAGCCUUCUUUUCGCAUAAAACAGUGUUACUGAAAGAUCCAUACUCUAUUGUAUCUAGAUAGAUCAAAGACAUGUUUCUACGUUAAGCAGCCGAGCACUGUUUUACAUUGUACUGUACAGCAGAGUCUUUCUCUAUUUAUUAUAACUUGAUAUAUUUAAGGUAUCCUCGAGAGCAUUGUAUCGCCGAAUAUUUUUAUAUAUUGUGAAAGUAUUUUUUUACACGACCAAUGUAACUGCAACUAGCGUUACUAUGUAUUUAUAGAGUAAUUGUAUUGCAUUUAUUAUAAACCGCCUGACGGGUAAUGGACUAACGCGAAAAUCCUAUUUUUUUAUUAAAAACAAUUUAUUCGUCA
Messenger RNA from Vollenhovia emeryi, 2363 nucleotides. RefSeq lists its product as uncharacterized. The transcript has 5 exons. The coding region runs from base 162 to 1205 and encodes 347 amino acids. The record is from RefSeq and is a predicted model, not a curated record. Gene Ontology annotation, biological process: nuclear protein quality control by the ubiquitin-proteasome system; proteasome localization. Gene Ontology annotation, cellular component: nucleus. NCBI's taxonomy places the organism in Eukaryota, Metazoa, Arthropoda, Insecta, Hymenoptera, Formicidae.